Messenger RNA from Ceratotherium simum simum (southern white rhinoceros), 880 nucleotides. NCBI's taxonomy places the organism in Eukaryota, Metazoa, Chordata, Mammalia, Perissodactyla, Rhinocerotidae. The record is from RefSeq and is a predicted model, not a curated record.
GAGCCACAGGGAGGAGAUGCCAUGACCCCCACUCUCAUGGCCCUGCUCUACCUUGGGAGCCUCCCCAAACCCGCCAUCUGGGCUGAACCAGGCUCUGUGAUCCCCUGGUGGGAGCCCAUGAACAGCUGGUGUCAGGGGACCCUGGAGGCCCUGGAGUACCAACUGGAUAAAGAGGGAAGCCCAUUUUCCUGGGAUGAACAGUCCCCACUGGAGCCCAGGGAAAAAGCCAAUAUAUCCAUCUCACACAUGACAGGGCAAUAUGCAGGGAGACGUCACUGUUACUAUCUCAGGCCCACUGGCUGGUCAGAGCACAGUGACACCCUGGAGCUGGUGGUGACAGGAAUUUGUAGCAAAUCCACCCUCUCAGCACUGUCGAGCCCUGUGGUGACCUCAGGAAGGAAUGUGACCCUCCAGUGUAGCUCAUGGCUGGGAUUUGACAGGUUCAUUCUGACUAAGGAAGGAUAACAUAAGCCCUCCUUGAUCCUGGACUCACAGAGCCACCCUAAUGGGCAGUCCCAUGCUCUGUUCCUUGUGGGCCUUAUGACCCCCAUUCACAGGUGGAUGUUCAGAUGCUGUGGCUGUUACAGGAUCAAACCCCAGGUGUGUUCAGACCUGAGUGACCCCCUGGAGCUCAUGGUCUCAGACCCUAUGGGGACCCCCAAGCCCCCACCGACAGGUCUCAUCUCUACAACUGCCUCACGUCCCCAAGACUACACAGUGGAGAAUCUCACCUGGAUGGCGGUGGCUGGUUUGAUACUGGUUGUCCUCGGGGUUCUGCUAUUUCAGGCUCAGCACAACCAGAGAAGGACCCAAGGUGCAGCCAGGAGGUAAACACAAGAGGGAACAAUGCACUGUUCUGAGUGGUAGAGCCUUGGCAAUA